AUGUCUACGGGAGUAGAGAGGCAUGCCAAUUUCCCGGCACAAGCUGCUGCUGUUGCUGCUGCUGCAACAAUGGCGUCUGGGGCGGACGAUCCGAAGGCCCGACCCGGAUGCUACAGCCCGGUGUCGAUGGACCACGUGUUGGCCGCCCUGCGGGAGACGAAGGAGGAGAGGGACUCGAGAAUCCGAAGUUUGUUCAGCUUCUUUGAUUCCAACAACGCUGGGCACUUGGAUUCCGCCUUGAUCGAGAAGGGGCUGUCGGCAAUGCAAAUCCCUGCGGAUUACAAGUUCGCCAAGGAGCUUCUGAAGGUGUGCGACUCGAAUCAGGAUGGGCGGGUCGAUUAUCAGGAGUUUAGGAAGUAUAUGGAUGACAAGGAACUGGAAUUGUACAGGAUUUUCCAGGCAAUCGAUGUGGAGCACAAUGGGUCCAUUUCGCCUGAGGAAUUGUGGGAUGCUCUUGUCAAGGCUGGGAUAGAAAUCGACGACAACGAGCUCGCCAGCUUUGUCGAGCACGUUGACAAGGACAACAAUGGCAUCAUCACUUUUGAGGAGUGGAGGGACUUUCUCCUGCUCUACCCACACGAGGCCACCCUCGAGAACAUCUACCGGUACUGGGAGCGCGUAUACCUGGUCGACAUAGGUGAGCAGGCUGUGAUGAUCCCCGAGGGCAUCAGCAGUCCCGUCCACGCCACAAAGUACCUAAUCGCCGGAGGAGUCGCCGGAGCCGCCUCCCGCACAGCCACUGCCCCUCUCGACCGCCUGAAAGUAAUCCUUCAGGUCCAGACCACCCAUGCCUCCAUCGGGCCUGCAGUCCGGAACAUAUGGAAAGAAGGUGGGCUCUUGGGCUUUUUCCGGGGGAACGGUCUGAACGCGCUCAAGGUAGCCCCCGAGAGCGCCAUCAAGUUCUACACAUACGAGCUGUUGAAAGGUUUUAUUGGAGAUAGCGGUGGUGGGGACGUGGGGACUGUGGGGCGCCUCGUGUCGGGCGGGUUGGCCGGGGCUGUGGCUCAGACCUCGAUUUAUCCUAUGGAUCUCGUGAAAACUCGAUUGCAGACGUAUGUAUGUGAGAGCGGAAGUGUGCCGAGCUUGAGGAAACUGUCAAGGGAUAUAUGGGUUCAAGAGGGGCCUCGGGCGUUUUACAGGGGGCUGGUGCCGUCACUUAUUGGGAUCAUACCUUACGCGGGCAUUGAUUUGACUGCGUAUGAGACCUUGAAGGAUAUGUCCAGAAAAUAUAUUCUUCAUGAUAGGGAACCCGGUCCUGUCGUGCAGUUAAGUUGUGGGACAAUUUCAGGAUCUCUUGGCGCAACAUGUGUGUACCCACUGCAGGUGGUAAGAACUAGAAUGCAAGCUCAACGUAGUGGUACAGGCACUUCCUACAACAGCAUGUCGGAUGUAUUCUGGAGAACAUAUAAUCACGAAGGUCUCCGGGGUUUCUACAAAGGGCUCUUCCCGAAUCUUCUCAAAGUAGUACCUGCAGCAAGCAUUACAUAUUUGGUUUAUGAGGCCAUGAAAAAGAGUCUGGAUCUUGACUAG
Messenger RNA from Striga hermonthica, 1530 nucleotides. NCBI's taxonomy places the organism in Eukaryota, Viridiplantae, Streptophyta, Magnoliopsida, Lamiales, Orobanchaceae. The record is from the annotation of a GenBank genome assembly.